Messenger RNA from Phytophthora infestans T30-4, 1737 nucleotides. RefSeq lists its product as uncharacterized. The transcript has a single exon. The coding region runs from base 1 to 1737 and encodes 578 amino acids. Lineage: Eukaryota; Oomycota; Peronosporomycetes; Peronosporales; Peronosporaceae. The record is from RefSeq and is a predicted model, not a curated record.
AUGCUCUUUCAGUUCUUACAGAUGGAGCAUAAAAAACUGCUACGGGAGGAAGACUGGCAGCUUUUGAGGAGUCUGCGAAUGUCCACCCUGAAAAGAGAAAAGCAACGUGUCGAAAUCUGCUUCCAAUUAGCAAAUCACGUGGUCGACACUUCGAUUCUUCGCAGUAUGGCGGAUGGGUUGCGCGAGUAUCUGGUCGCGAAGACGUCGAAGGAGGAGGACACGGAUGAUUAUCCUCAGGUUGAGUUUGAGAUUACAGCGCUUUAUUUCCCCAACUGCCGCUUUUUAAAUGGAGCGGAGGAUUUAAAGUUACUCGCACUGAUUGUCACACUUUCAUCGUCAAUAAUCCGCAGUCUGAUGCUGCCCGGGGCGUUUUUCAACUCGCUGCGGAAUCCUGCGGGGCUGUUGGGCUUCCAGUCUUUUGCUAGACAAGUGCUGGCACCGUCUUCGCCUCUGCGAUCGCUGGACCUGACACGCGUGGGGAUUGAUAGCAACUGUCUGGCGUCUUUAUGCUCUGCGUUGCGCUAUUCCUCGAGGCUAACGAAGCUGUCUAUUGGCCACACCAUUCGCGGUGCACAUAUGAACUCUCGUUUGGACUGGGCCUGGAUCUGUCUGGCUGUAUUCCACGUAGACUCAGGCUGUGAGUUGGCGCAUUUCGACGCUUCCGGGCUGCAAUUACCAACUUACGUCGUGGAAAUACUCACCGCGAUGCUCGCCUCUCCUCAUCCUGGGCGGACUGUGUUGCUCUUGCAAGACGGAUGCUUACCUGAGGGAGAAGGCUGUGAAGAGUGCGAAUUGCCUCCAAACGCGCGCCUAUUCGUUCGGCUUCUUGACGGUGCCCAGGCGUGGACAAGUCCGGGUGCUUCUGUUGCAUGGCCACAGUUGCUACCGGAGACACUACAGCCAAGUGACUUUGAAUACGAAGUCAUGGUGCGUUUGACCGACUGGCUGUGUAUUUUGAUUCCAGGAUAUGGAUUCGGUUGGGUGGUCAGAAGUGCGGUAAGGUAUCACGUUUCAAAACCAUCGCACGUGAAGAGAAGAUCUGGCGUAAGAGCAAGGUCAGGACUGCGGUCGCUCACCUAUUGUGGGUUGCAGGAGCAAAGCGAAGGCGUGGUGGGUCUGCUGCGUCUUUUAGGAAGCUCCUUGACCUCCGUGGUUGUCCCAUUCUGUGGACUUGACUCGCAAGCCCUGGAGAUAAUUUUGUCAGCGUGUCCAAAUCUCACCAGCUUGAACAUGACCGGCAACGUCAUGAAUGACUUGUCACCUUUACUAUGCGCCAUUAAAAAAGGUCGAUGCCACAUUGAGAGUCUGGGGGUGUUUGUGGAAUGUGUGAAUGCCACCAUUGCGGCUCAGCUCCAAGAGUUGCUUUUGCAACCUAACUCUAAGUGCUUACAGGGUCUUCAGCUUGAAACCACCAACACGGAAGCGGACAGCAACAACAGCGAGAAGAGGAUUUGGACUCAAAUUGAACGAGCUCUUGCUAGCUCAAGUCUACGCUGUUUACACUUAUCAGUGCCACCUGCGGACACGUACGAAGCUGCAACGUCGUUGAUCACGCCGCUUCAUGGGCAAAUAUUACGUUUCAUUACACCGAUGCGACUCAAGAUUGCAUUUCUCAGCGUCGUAGAGCAUGCAUCGUCGCCUUUGUUGGUAAGUGCGCUAGAUCACAUGGUGCUAUCCAAUGUUUUCUCGUUCGCCACCACCUCGGCAACACGUCGUCAAAUCAAUGUGCGCCGCUGA